AAAGUAAUCAUGGUCAGAAUAACCUUAGUUACUUUAAAAAACCAGAGUUACUUUUACAAGUAAUCAUGGUUAGUUUAAUGUGUAUAAAUAGGCCUCAUAGAGCUGAAGAGAAGGCAUCGGGUUUUUCCCUACCUUCUUCUCUCUCUCUCCCCCUCUCUAUGUUUGUAAUCCCUGCAGUUUAUCCUUGAAUAAAGCUUGUUUCUAUUUACAAUCUACGCGGACUAGAAAAGCAUCAGAGAACAUAUCCUCAAAGGUUUUAACUACCUGCACAUAGGUAGUGUUCAAAUUGGUAUGAAACCUCUUACUAGAGGUUCACUAGACGUCGCCGUUCUUCUAUGUUUAAGAGAUACUAGACAUAACAAUUUUCACGACUCUCUCUUAGGAACUAUUGAAUCUAGCUUGAGUCAUGGACCAAUCUUCUUCAACUGUUAUCCGGACUUAACAGUAAGUCUGGAUGACAAGAACAUUCUUGAUGUUCUAUUCCUUAACAUCAAGCUUCAUGGAUAUGAUAUGAAGGAAGGAUCUAUCCCAAUCACCUUAAUCUACAGAGUUCAGUAUAAGGUUAUGAACUCAAUCAAAUCUCAUUUCCUUAAAACAAGUUGUGAAAAGUCUGGAGAAACCACUUUGUUUCUCACUGAUAAUAAAAAAGCUAAUAUUAUCGUCCCAAAAACUAUUCAAUGGAAUGAUAUCACUCUACCAGAGAAAUGGUCAAUAGAAAGAGCUACACCGGCUCAAUCUAUUGUCACCCCUGACUUCCGUGAUGUUAUCCAACACCAAACUGGGCAGGUUGAUUUAGUCUUUGAUAGGAGAAACUCCUUUUCCCUCCCUAGAUCGAUCAGAACUAAAGAAGACUUUAGAUCUACUAUGUCUAGAAGAUCUUUUUCCAUGUCUCGGACCAAUUCCAUCAGUAGAGCUCAACCUGAACCCUCCCAUGAUGAAUCUACAAUCCACCUUACUGGUUUUGAGACUACAACACCGGUAAAAACAACAUACCAAAUGGAUAAUGAUGACCAGAGAUCUACUUUAUCCCCAACCUACUCCUCCAUUGAAACCCCAAAUUUCAUUGGAGCAAUCAACAUAGAGUUCACUAUUGAUAAAGAAUCUCUUAGAAAAGAUUUCUAUUCCGAGGAAUGGACUCCUCAAAGAGAAUGGUUCUUCAAAAACUACCAAGGCCAAAAUAGAAAAAAUAUCCAAGAGCCAUUCUAUAGGUUUCUUGAACUCGUCCAACAAAAUAUCCCUUUUUUCAACUGGUUCCAUGCUUAUACCAUCAAAAAAGGGAUUAAUUACCCUUAUCAAGUCGAUGUCAUAACCUGGCAACUAAGCGAUGAAAAAACAAUACAAUCAGAUGUACCUCCCAAGGCACCUUUUGUGGUUAAAAAUGCCCAAAACCUUCGUGUCCUAGCAUCCCCGUUUAAAACGAAAAGUGAGGAAGCAGUUACAUGGAAGGAUAUCAAAGAUAUCAUGGAACAAGCCAACUACACAAACAAAUACCUUCAACAAUUAGGUGAUGAGGCUUAUUUCCAACUUUUGAACAGAGGAAAGGUUAAGAUGGAAGCAAGAGGGGUUAGAGAAAGCAGGAAGAGAUAAGACUUACAGUUUAUCUCUCUAGGAUCUGACUAUCUCUCUGCGUCUAAAGUGUGCCCUCUAACAUAAGAGGGGCUCUCUAUUUAUAGGAAAAAUAGAAACACUGUUUGAAUAGUUCCGGUUAUCGACUGGAACUGUUCGGUACUAACUACAGUGAAAAGUCAACUUUGCUACAGUAAAAAAAGUCAACUUUGCUACAGUAAAAAGUACAAUUUUUGAGAUGAAAAUCAAAGGAGAUCUUCUUCACUGUCUUCCAGGCUGUCUGGGACGAAACUGGCGUUAGAUUAUGAUUGAGAGGGUAUCCGAUGCUUUUCCUUUUUCUGCAAAGGGUCCUUUGAAGAAGAUGCUUGAUUGUCUUUUGAAUUAUUUUGUAGUAUUUGAAGGGCAACUUGGAGGCUUUUCAAUAAACCUUCCUCUGAAGAGGCACCUGCGAGUGCUGCAGUGAUGUGAGCCUUCUGGUUGAGCAGGAGGCAAGAUUGAGGACUUGCAUGAUUCAGAUAUUUCUGAUUUGUUCUGAUCCAAAGAUCAAUAUUUUCUUUUGAAACCAUUGAAGCAUCAAAGAUUUUCCACCAUUUGAUUGAGGUUUGCUUGUGGAGCUCAGGAAUAUUUUUUGUUUUAAUGAAGUACUGCCAUGCAAAAAUCCAAGACAGCGAAAAGAUUGUAUAAAAAUUUAAACUAACCGGAUAGUUGUUUAAAUCUUUAUUCCAAUUUUUUGAAAAAAGUUUGAAUCCCUCCAGUACUUCGGGGGGAAAAAUAUCUUUUGUAGGUCCAAAGAAAUCCCACCAAGAGUGGAACCAAUUUGGAAAAGAGUAGUUGGUGGCUUUCUUGAAAUAGAUAAGCCAGGAAUGUUUGAGAUUCUUAUUUUGGAAGCCGAGGAUGGUAUUUUCCCAGGCUCUGACAUGGUCCCAAUAAUUAAAACCUAUUGGAUCAAAGUUAUUGGAGAAUUUCUUGGUUUUGUUGGGAUUGCUACCAAAGUCUGAAGGUUUAAGAACUCUCAUGAUUUGGAAAGUUGAAUGGGUUAUUAGGGAUUCAUCAUUUUUGUCCCUAAAGUGUUUGAUUGCCACAUUAUCUGUAUCUACAAGAAUAAACUCAUAGAAGUUUUGGGUUUUGUUGUGGCUGAUUGGUUCAAGGUGGCUUGAUGUCGGAAAAACUUUUGAAGCUGUUUUAUCGGCUACGAGCUCACCACUAGUUUGGUCCUAAUACUCUGGUUCGAUCAACAUGACAAAUUUGGAAAUUGGUUUAUUGAGAUAUUCUUGUCUGGGAAGGGUUGAUUGGAUUGGUUUGGGAUUGGCUUGAAUGACUUGGGAUUUCUGGGUUUGGAUUAUUGUUUGGAGUGAUGGUAGGUCUUGGUAACUAUCAUCAUCUGCAAUGCUAGCCCAAGUCUUUUUUGGAAGUGUGGUUAGACCUUGUUCUUGGAAGGCCUGAAGGGUUUGGAAUGGGCAUGCAUAGUCUUCCUUAGUUUGUUUGGAUUGGACAAAGCUUUGGGUGGAUAACCUAGAUUGGUUUAGGGUGGAUGACCCAUUUUGAUGUAAAGAAACAUUCUUACCUCUGGAUUUGCUGCUUCCCCUUCCUCUGGAAGAAGAGGUUCUGGAGGCCAUUUUAGCCCCUUCCCUGUAAAUAUUCAUAUAUAUAUAUAUAUAUAUAUAUAUAUAUAUAUAUAUGAGAGGAGAGCCCUUGAUGCACGAGGUACACACAGGUCACUGCCAGUUAGUGAGGUUUUAAACCAUCGUAAAUUGUACAAUAUAUUUGAUGCUAAAUGAUUUAAACCAAAUUGAUUCUACAACUGUUGUUGGGUGGGUCACGAUCAAGACUAACCGUCUGUGGAAGCUGUUAAAUGAUUUAAACCAAAUUGACUUCCUGAUGUUGGAAGUUCAUUGCUUGGGUGUGCUUCAUAUUUACAGGAAAGCUAAUUCCUCUGCUGACAAUUUAGCAAAAGCAGGUUACAAUCGAUCAAAUACUCUCUAGUGGCGUUCUGAGGGGGUUUGAGGAGCCAACCCUUUCUAGCUGCUAUUUGCUUCUUGGCUGCUUGGCGCGCGUGCUGUUCUUUUUCCUUUUUACUUGGCUGCUGUUAUGUUCAAUGCCUUGUUCUCUCUUUUCUUAGCUACUUCUCUUUAAUUUCCUGUUGUUGUUUUUCUUUGGCUUUGGAUGCCUUGUUCCUUUUAUGUACUCUGUUUAUGCGGGCUCUUAUCCCAGCUUUCAUUAUUAUAUAUAUAUCAUCCUUUUGUUUCUAAAAAAAAAUUAUUUGAUGUUUCUUUUAGUGGCAGCUUUUAAUCGCCACUAAUUGCAAACUGUAUUUUUUUGAAGUUUGGCUGCUAUUUGCA
Messenger RNA from Lotus japonicus, 3905 nucleotides. RefSeq lists its product as uncharacterized. The record is from RefSeq and is a predicted model, not a curated record. Bases 292 to 1587 code for a protein of 431 amino acids. NCBI's taxonomy places the organism in Eukaryota, Viridiplantae, Streptophyta, Magnoliopsida, Fabales, Fabaceae. The transcript has 2 exons.